This is a messenger RNA of Protopolystoma xenopodis, 1434 nucleotides long. The record is from the annotation of a GenBank genome assembly. Lineage: Eukaryota; Metazoa; Platyhelminthes; Monogenea; Polystomatidea; Polystomatidae.
GACUCAAAAUUUCGUACUAUUAAUGAAUAUAAAGAAGAGCUAAAUACAAAACAGACGGGUCUGGACGCCUAUUCUAACUCAGACGAACAUAUCAACUUAAAGUCUAAUAACUCUCGACCGACUUCUGAUCUAAUCCAAGCGUUUGAUAAGCAUUACCUCGAAAUGUACCCUAACCGAUAUCUUGAGAAAGCCGUUUCUCCAAAAAGCGAGGCGGACUCACUUUCUGAAUGCCUAAUUCAGAGAUUGAAAAUUCAAGAUACUGAUUUGUCGACAUCUCGAAGGAGUUAUGUUAGGAGGCCUACACGUUUUACUGUCAAAUUGCAGACUGCUAGCAAAGAUGAAAUUUCCCGUCUGAGUGCUGGAGAUAUCGACUAUCUACUUAAACGGUUUCCCCCAAACCUUGUGCAGCUUAUUGGGGAUUCAGAUGGGGGAACUACUUUCUCCCUCCUUUUCAAGCCUACUGAUCCUGAUUGGCCCUUUCUUGUUCAAGGAUUAACUUUGUCACUAAAUUUUCAUAAAGAGUAUCCGCUUCAUCCUUUGCUGAUAGAAGUUCUUCCCAAUAGGGCAAUUCCAGAGAUACUCCUCUCUCAUCUGGGUGCAUCGAUUACCAGUUGGAUCUCUGUCAAACACGAGGGAAUGUUGGCUGAUGGCAUUCUCGAAAAUUACCUUAGCCAAUUUUUCAGCUGGUUUGAUAGGAACCUUGCAGAACUCUUCAUGAGUGGCUUCAAAAAGUAUCAAGACUCUUUGCUGAAGAGUCCCUCCCGAGAAGCAGCCAUCCCUCUCUUAAGAAAUGCAGAUGAUGAAGGUUGCGAAAAUGAAGAUGAUGGGGAAGAUGAGUAUGAGCUAAAAAGUGGCCCUGAUUCGGAUUCUAAUUCGGAUUCAUCUUCAGAUCCCUCUAACAUUGAAAGUGAAUCUGUCGUGAUCGUCAGCUCAAAUACGGCAUCUAGUGAAAAAGAAAAAUCCCGUGUGCAACAAAACCUGGAUGUUUUUACAGAACAUGAUUCAACUCAUGGGCAAUCUCUUAGACUUGCCAAAUUUAAUCUAAAAGGACGAGCUGGAACUUUCCUUUUUACUGACUUAGUCGUUCUAGUUGUCUGCGAACGCUGUCGUCUCGAGUUUGAAUGGCGCUUUGAUCUCCCCAUCACUAAGCCUACUCCUUCAGGUAUUUCUAGCGUGAAUAAACCUUCCGUACCUGAUCAACAAUUUCAAUCAAGGCCUCGUUGGAUUUCUUGUGCUCGUUGUCAUCAUGAAUUUGGUCUUAUCUUUAAUGCUCAAAUCGCGCACUCAUUCUCCGACAUUGCUGGCUAUAUACAUCUGAGGGGCUGUGGUAUUAAGGACGUGCUUUCUAGACGAGCCUCGGCCUUGCUUCAAUGUACAGGUUGCUGUAGCUCUGUUAAACUCAAGUUCGUCGACUAUUAUCGACUACUUUAUUAG